AUGACAACUUCUUCUAUUUCUUAUUCGUACUUAUCUCAAAAAAUUACAGACUGUGAACUUCCAUCCACAGAAACUUUAAACAUAUUCUCAAAAGCUCAACAAAUAGAAAUCUUAAAAUUAUGUUAUAAUACACAAAAAAGAUUGCUUAAUAAGUUACUUGAUGAUAAAAGAAUAGAACAUGCUGAUAUUGAAAUUCCAGUUGUACAACUGCCCAAAAGAAACAAAAAUCAAUCAUCAAAGUUGAAACUAUGGAAGCUUUGUCCUUGGUUAUCUAAAGACUAUUUUUCAAAAAUUAAAGCUGAUUUUACACCACAUCUUGAAACAAACAAAAUUACAAAACUAACAACAUAG
Molecule: messenger RNA, 351 nt
Organism: Cetraspora pellucida
Lineage: Eukaryota; Fungi; Glomeromycota; Glomeromycetes; Diversisporales; Gigasporaceae
Source: the annotation of a GenBank genome assembly